Molecule: messenger RNA, 1194 nt
Organism: Parnassius apollo (apollo)
Lineage: Eukaryota; Metazoa; Arthropoda; Insecta; Lepidoptera; Papilionidae
Source: the annotation of a GenBank genome assembly
AUGCUACAAGCUUUAGCUUUUCUACCUACAAUGGCAUUAAAAGAUUCCCAGACUACCAACAAGAAGAUAACAGAAGAACCAGAGUUUGAGCGGCCUAUUGGCAACCACACGUUCUUUCUCGGAAGGGAAGCAGUAAUUGGUUGUGCAGUGACUAAUCUUGGUAAACAUAAAGUGGGGUGGCUCCGUGCAGAGGAUCAGACGGUACUAACAAUGCACGAUCGGGCAGUACUAGGUCCUCGUUACACUGUCAACUUGGACGCACCACAAACAUGGCAACUUCGCAUCCGACCACUUCGAGCAGAAGAUCGUGGUUGCUACAUGUGCCAGAUAAAUACACAACCGACAAUGAUUUGGCAAAUCGGAUGCAUAGACGUGUUCGUGCCUCCAGAUAUAAUUAGCGAUGAUACAUCGUCUGACGUCUCAGUUCAAGAAUUAGAGAAUGCUACAUUAACCUGUAAAGCAACUGGCCACCCACCACCAAAAAUCACUUGGCGAAGAGAAGACCAUGAACCAAUUUUACUAAAAAAGCCUCAGUCUAGAGAGUUCGAAAAAGAAUAUGGGAAGCAAGUACAAUUAUUGUCUAUGAAGUACACCGUAUCAGUCAUCGGAGAUGCAAUGGAAAGCUACGUAGGGAGUUCCUUGCCAUUAUUACGAGUCGACCGAAGGCAAAUGGGUACAUUUCUUUGUAUCGCAUCGAAUGACGUUCCGCCUGCUGUUAGUAAACGGAUAACACUUCUUGUCAAUUUUGCUCCAACUGUAAAAGUACCAAAUCAGUUGUUGGGUGCGCCACUUGGAACUGACGUGAAACUCAAAUGCUAUGUUGAAGCGUAUCCGAACACAAUUAAUUAUUGGAUCAAGAAUAGAGGAGAAAUGUUAUUAGAUGGUCCAAAGUAUACGAUAAGAGAAGAUAAAACAUCAUACAAGGUUUCCAUGUGGCUUACAAUAAAGCAAUUCUCUAAAAGCGAUAUCGGUACAUAUAACUGCAUUAGCACAAACUCACUAGGCAAGAGUGAAGGAACACUUCGAUUGUAUGAGAUUAAACUCAAUUCUCAAACAGACGACUUCAACAACCAGAUCAGUGUUGCUGGAGGUUUAACGGAAGCAGCGAAAGGAAUAUCUGAAAUCCAGUUGCCGUCAAAUAGGAUAUUAAAAUUGAUGUUAUGCAGCAUAUUGUUAUACAACAUGAUUAUGUAG